Onthophagus taurus is the source of this 1378-nucleotide messenger RNA. Lineage: Eukaryota; Metazoa; Arthropoda; Insecta; Coleoptera; Scarabaeidae. The record is from RefSeq and is a predicted model, not a curated record.
AAAAGAUAUUUUUAAUAUUUCUCGGAAAUAAUUUAUUCUUAAUAACUUUGUGCUGUAAAAGAAUUGUUUCUUCUUAGAGUGAAUACAUAUGUCAGGAAAUAAAGUGUUAAAUUAAAAAAUCUGUUAAAUUUAAGCUCAACUAAUCGAUAAGAUACAAUCGAUAAGUGCAUAAAAAUAAAUUUUGGAGAAUGGAAUCCAUAAAAUUAACGUAUUUUGAUUUACCUGCACGUGGAGAAUGUAUUCGAUUACUUUUGAUUUAUGGUGAAAAAGAAUUCGAUGAUAUUACGUAUGAUACUGAUGAUUUAGAUAUAUGGCGCCAAGAGAAAAACGCUUAUCCAUUCGGACAAUUACCCGUUUAUGAAGAAGAUGGGCGAGUUACUCAUCAAACUGUGGCUAUACUCAGAUAUUUAGGGAAAAAGUUUGGUUUAAUUGGAGAAAAUGAUUGGGAAAAUUUAGAAAUAGAUUCAAUGGCAGAUAAUUUUACGGAUUUUGCGUUACAUGUUAUUGAUUAUCAUUAUGAACCAAGCGCCAAAUUAAAAGCUAAAAAGCGAGAAGUUAUACUUACGAAAGUUACGCCGUUUUUGAAAGUGUUCGAUGAUAUUUCUAAAGAAAGUGGUGGUUAUUUAGCUUUAAAAAGAUUAACGUGGGUUGAUAAGAUUGUUUGCGAUGAAUUACUAACACAACGUACAAAUAUGUCCAAUUGUAAACUUACUUAUUUUGACGUGCCAGCUUUGGGCGAACCAAUAAGACUUUUAUUGGCUUAUAUAGGUGACGAGUUUGAAAAUGUUACAAUUUCAAUGUAUAAAUGGGCAGAAUAUAAACAACUGUUUCCAUUUGGUCAAGUACCUGUUUAUGAAGAAAAUGGAAAAAUAGUCAAUCAAAGUGUCGCUAUAAUGCGUUAUUUGGGAAAAAAAUGCGGAUUAGUUGGAAAUGAUGAUUGGGAAAAUUUAGAAAUUGAUUCUAUUGGUGACACUAUUAAAGAUUUACAACAUAAAUUUGUUUGUGUUCAUUUUGAGAAAAGUGCCGCAUCUCAAAAAAGAUUAAAAGAAACGUUUUAUAACGAAACGGUUCCGUAUUAUUUGGAGAGAUUUGAAAAAAUAGCCAAUGAAAAUGGGGGACAUUUAGCGAUUAAAAGAUUAACUUGGGUUGAUUUUUAUUGGGCCGGUGUUGUAACAUAUUUAUCUUGGGCUUUUAAAAUGGAUAUUUCUGGAAACAAUCCAAACUUAAAUAUGGUACAAAGAAAUGUCCUCAAUUUACGUUCUAUUAAAAAGUGGUACGAGACAAAUCCAAUUAAUGAAAGUUAUACAAAGGAAUGGAUUGAAUUUUCUGGAACACCAACGUUACCAUAAUUUAUUUAAUAAAUAUUUUUUUUACUAAU